AACUGUCAAAUUGCAGUGCAGAGGAUGACUGAUUGUAAACAAAAAUUGUCUUGAAAUAUUUUGUUUUAAUAUUUUGCUUCCACUUGAAUAGUGAUCGGAUAAGCUAUUCCAUAAUUUAAAGUAAUUUACGUACCGAUAAAUAAAGCAAACAACUGGUAGCACAUAAUAUUAACAGACAUAUUAUAGCCUCUUCGUCAUGGAUUCAACAAGAAAAGUGAAAACAAAACAAGUUUUCCUGAAGAAUCUAAAGAAGUCUUUAAAGUAUAGACCGAAAAUAUAUAGACUAAUACUCAACUUACGGCGAAAGAUACGUGAAAAAAACAAACUGUUGAAGCAAAAGUCAACAUCUGUUCAACACAAAGAUGUCUCAUGCCAGACGGAUGAAAGGAAUAAUUCAGACGAUAAAGAAAAGAAAAACAAAUCACAGACCAAUGUUGUGGAGGAAGUACCUGCGGCAUGGAACACAGAUGAACACAGCGGUGGCGCGGAAAAGAGCAUCGCCGAGCAAGUCAAGGAGGCAGCCCAGAGUGCCAUGGCACAGUCCGGAAUGGUUUAUGUUGAGUCUGCUGGGAUGUACUAUGAUUAUAAGACUGGAUAUUAUUAUAAUUCUGAACUUGGUCUCUACUACCAUUCAGAUACAGGGUGUUAUUACUACUACUCUGAUGAGAAGCAAGAGUUUGUGUUCCACUCAUACCCGGACACCAGCAUGCUGGCUGCCAAUGAAGCACUCAAGAAACAUGAGCAGAAAAAAGCUAAGAAACAUAAACAGGAAACUCAAGAAAACCCAACUGAAGGCAGCAAACCCAAGAAAAAGAGAACUAGCAAGAAGAAAGUCAAGGAAACUGAGUCCUCUGCCAGUAUCAAUAAGGCAGAAAAUGGUUCAGAAAAGACUGGAAAAGAUGCUAUUGCAUCUGAGGUUAAUGAAACUAUAGAGGGAAAGAUAGAAAAUGGUGAAGUUAUUGAUAAAGAUGAAGAAGCAGAUCUGGAAGAUGGUGAAUGCAGUGACACAGCAUCAGAGUCUGAUGUGGAAUCCUGCGCCAGCACAGCCACUGAUAGCGAUGAUGACAGUGUAGCGAAGCACCACCCCCCGUGCAUGCGAGUGAUCGUGCGGGAGACCAAGCUUCCCAAACUGAAGGUCGGGAGUCUGUUCCUGAUCACUAAAGAUGGCGGCACGGUGGGCCGCGAGGGGGAAAAACAUGCUAUACUGUUGAAUGAGCAUAAUGUUUCUAGGAAUCACCUGCAAAUAUCGUACGACUCGCGCCGCCGCGGCUACGUGGCGACGGACCUCGGCUCCAAGAACGGGACCACGCUCAACGGCACGCGCAUGUCCGCCAGCCAGCCCAUGGAGGUCCCGCAUGGCAGCACCAUACAGUUGGGUGUCACAAAGCUAUUGUGCCACAUUCACCCGGGCAACGACACCUGCGGCCACUGUGAACCCGGCCUCAUUAUGGAAGCGCAAGAGAAAGAAAAGAAAAUCGCCUACACGAGAACGUGCAGCGUCCAGAAACAGCACGCGCUAGAGCUGGCUCGACUCAAGAACAAAUACGUUCCUGAACCUCUGGCCAUAGAGGACGGUAGUUACAAGGACAGGGCCAAGGAGAGGCGGGAGGCGGUCGGCUCGUCGCACCACUCGGAGAAGACUCAGCAGAGCGAUUUGGACACGAGCAUAGCGCCAGACAACAAGGGCUUCAAGCUGCUGCAGAAGAUGGGGUGGUCCAAGGGGGAGGGACUCGGGAAGGACAGCCAGGGGGCGGUGGAACCGGUACCCCUAGUGAGCAACGAGUCGAAGGUGGGUCUAGGCGCUGCGGGCUCGGCCGCCCCGGUCCAGAUAGGCUCUGUAGGCUCCGUGCCGCUGAAGAUGAACAGACGGAGCAAGCCGCUGCGCCCGCCCGCCCGGCUGUUCCGAGACCCCUUGGAGGACGAUGAUGAGUGAAGUCAUCAUCAUCACAACCCAUCAUGUCCUCACUGCUGGGACUCGGGCAGGAAGGAAGGGUUUCAGGCCUUGUCCACCACGCUGGCCUAGUGUGG
Plutella xylostella (diamondback moth) is the source of this 2028-nucleotide messenger RNA. RefSeq lists its product as uncharacterized. Lineage: Eukaryota; Metazoa; Arthropoda; Insecta; Lepidoptera; Plutellidae. Gene Ontology annotation, molecular function: nucleic acid binding; protein binding. The record is from RefSeq and is a predicted model, not a curated record.